This is a messenger RNA of Cynara cardunculus var. scolymus (artichoke), 1624 nucleotides long. RefSeq names its product UDP-glycosyltransferase 89B2. NCBI's taxonomy places the organism in Eukaryota, Viridiplantae, Streptophyta, Magnoliopsida, Asterales, Asteraceae. The transcript has a single exon. Gene Ontology annotation, molecular function: UDP-glycosyltransferase activity. Bases 168 to 1571 code for a protein of 467 amino acids. The record is from RefSeq and is a predicted model, not a curated record.
UCGCUGGAAACCAAAUCUUAAAUUAAAUUAUUUGACAAAGAAGUUUAAAUUGAAGUGGGUACAAAAAGCAUGAUUUUAGACCUCAUAUGUAACGCCUCCGCGAGGUCCCAUUAAAUACCUCAACCUCAACCACAACCACACAAAUACCACCGCCGAGACGACCAAAAAUGGCGAUCGCCGGCUCACACAUUCUCGUCUUCCCUUACCCUGCUCAGGGCCACAUGCUAUCACUUCUUGAUCUCACCCACCAACUAGCCAUCCGUGGUCUAUUCAUCACCAUACUCGUCACUCCCAACAACCUUCCCACCAUAUCCAAUCUCCUCUCCGCCCAUCCAACCACCAUCACCGCUCUCCUCCUCCCUCUACCACCUCACCCCUCCAUCCCUCACGGCGUCGAGAAUGUCAAAGAUCUCCCUGCCGAUGGCUUUCAGGCCAUGAUGAAGGCCUUAGGCGAUUUACACGACCCCCUCCUAGAUUGGUUCAACAACCACCCUACUCCGCCGGUCGCUAUCAUCUCCGAUAUGUUUUUGGGCUGGACCCAUCACCUUGCCUGCCACCUCGGCAUCCGCCGGUACAUGUUCUCGCCGUCGGGUGCUUUCGCUCUUUCCGUCAUAUAUUCCUUGUGGCGCUACCUACCCAAAAGGAAUGAUCCAGAAAACGAAAAUGAGGAGAUAUCGUUCCCUAAAAUCCCGAAUUCCCCAAAAUACCCUUGGUGGCAAUUGUCUCCUCUUUAUCGAACCUACAAAGAAGGAGACCCAACUACGGAGUUUAUCAAAGAUGGGUUAUUCGCCAAUAUGGUGAGUUGGGGUGUUGUUAUCAACUCGUUCACUGAGUUGGAACGAGUUUACAUCGACCACCUAAAACAGGAAAUCGGCCAUGAUCGUGUGUUUGCCGUCGGACCUUUACUCCCUCCCGGUGAUAAAACCAUCGAAAGAGGUGGGCCCAGUUCCAAUGAGGUCCUACCAUGGCUCGACACGUGUCCACCUCAGUCGGUGGUGUAUGUCUGUUUCGGGAGUCAAGCUGUGUUGACCAACGAGCAGAUGGAGAUGGUCGCACUGGGGUUAGAGAGAAGCCAAAUCAAAUUCGUCUGGUCAGUGAAGGAACCCACCGUGGGACACGUGGCAGGAAAAUACGGUAGGAUCCCAUCCGGGUUCGAAGAUCGUGUGGCUGGAAGGGGGCUUGUGGUUAGAGGGUGGGCUCCGCAAGUUGCUAUACUGAGUCAUGAGUCGGUGGGUGCGUUCUUGACUCACUGUGGAUGGAACUCGAUCAUGGAAGCGGUGGUGGCCGAGGUUCUGAUGCUGACGUGGCCAAUGAGCGCCGACCAGUACUCGAAUGCGACGCUGUUGCAUGAGUUAAACGUGGGAAUGAAAGCAUGCGAGGGAGCGGAGACUGUUCCUGAGUCGGGUGAGUUGGCCGAGUUGUUCAGAAAAUCAGUGAGUGAGGAGACACGAGUUGAGAGAGAGCGAGCAAGGGAGUUUGGUAGGGCAGCGAAGGAAGCAAUGGGAGAAAAUGGGAGUUCCCUGAAAGAAUUGAAUAGAUUGGUGGCCAAUUUGUCACUUGUGGAAGAAUAAGAGGACCAAUUAUCAAAAGUCUAGAAAGUUCUGUGCAUUUUGUUUGGUUGUGU